AUGGAUCACACAUACGAGGCGCGCUUCAUUGGGACCGGUGAUCCUCGCCAUUGCUCUAUUGUCGCUGCUGUUCCCGCCGACUCGAACAUGAUCUUCGAGACUGUACGAGCUUUGGAGACUGUGACGAAUGUUCGUGGCCAUGAUGGUCGCGAAAUCGCGACCUUCCGUUGGAUACUUGGCACUGCGCCUGGGCAAGCCAUGGUGCGCGGUGAGCGUAAGCAUAUGGCGGAUCUUGCUAUCAUGACUGGUUACGCACCUGGAUAUCGUGCAUUCGACUCCACGGAUACUGAAGGGACCCGUGUGCGCUUUCUCUGGCAGCACGUCGGCGGGUGCAACUACGACCUGUAUACGCCGCAUGGCGUUCGGAUAGGACAGUACGUCGAGGCUCCACAAGCGGUCCAAACACCAGCUGGACGCGUAUACGCGACCUUCCGCUUUUCGUUCGACCACGAUACCCUGUUUAUAGAUGCCAUGCUGGCGCUCUGUGUUAACAAGUGGAUAGAUAGGAUGGUGCUUCAUAGCCACUAA
Molecule: messenger RNA, 528 nt
Organism: Peniophora sp. CBMAI 1063
Lineage: Eukaryota; Fungi; Basidiomycota; Agaricomycetes; Russulales; Peniophoraceae
Source: the annotation of a GenBank genome assembly